AUGCGAGUCACUAGCGAUGCUGAAACCUAUGACUAUAACUCCUUUGUCAACAUUGCUUACUCUCACUUUGAAUUCGAGAUUCCACCCAAUAUGUUGCAACCUUUCUCUGAAGACGACUCCUGCUUUAACGGAGUGCCCAAGAUCAGGCAAAUAAUUGCCAGUGAUCUUCCAUUGACAACAUUGGACAGUGAACCUCGCUGCGUCGCA
Molecule: messenger RNA, 207 nt
Organism: Racocetra persica
Lineage: Eukaryota; Fungi; Glomeromycota; Glomeromycetes; Diversisporales; Gigasporaceae
Source: the annotation of a GenBank genome assembly